Molecule: messenger RNA, 3355 nt
Organism: Acipenser ruthenus (sterlet)
Lineage: Eukaryota; Metazoa; Chordata; Actinopteri; Acipenseriformes; Acipenseridae
Product: dnaJ homolog subfamily C member 25-like
Exons: 4
Coding region: 107-1165 (352 amino acids)
Biological process (GO): protein folding
Cellular component (GO): endoplasmic reticulum membrane
Source: RefSeq, a predicted model, not a curated record
UUCUGCUGUUGAUUUGCACAAAACAAGUUAAGAACUACGUUUCCCAGCACGCCUUUCCCGUCUCAGCAUUCGAACGUAUUGGUGGGGCGACUGACUAUGUGCUGACAUGGCUGCUUCCAUGGAGUUCGUGAGGUCCAAGACUGGUCCACAGUUAAUAAUCUUAUUCUUUCUGGUGUUCUUCAUCCCCACAGCAACUGCCCUCAUUGAGGGACUUUACUGCGGUACAGAGAUUUGCUAUGAUGUGCUUGGGGUAUCCCGGGAAUCCACAAAGUUGGAGAUUGCUCGGGCUUACAGACAGCUGGCAAGAAAGUAUCACCCGGACAGGUACCGGGCCGGGGAUCCAGGUCUGGCUGGAGAGACUGCAGAAAGUGCCCAUCAGAAAUUCCUGCUCAUCGCCACUGCCUACGAGACGCUGAAGGAUGAAGAGUCGCGGAAGGAUUAUGAUUACAUGCUGGAUCACCCUGAAGAGUACUACAGCCACUACUACCAUUACUACAGUAGGAGGCUGGCGCCCAAAGUGGACGUCAGGAUAGUCAUUCUCGUAACAGUGUGUGCCAUCUCUCUUUUCCAGUAUUACAGCUGGUGGAGUAGCUACACUGAAGCCAUUAACUACCUAACCACUGUACCCAAGUACCGAAUCCAGGCUGCAGAGCUCGCCAGGCAACAGGGGCUGCUCAACAAGACUAAGGAGAAGGGUAAAAACAGAAGGUCGAAGGAAGAGAUCCGAGAAGAGGAGGAGGAAAUUAUCAGAGACAUCAUUAAAACCAAGAUUGACAUCAAAGGAGGCUAUCAGAAGCCUAACAUAUCAGACAUACUGCUGUGUAAGAUCGUGCUAGCGCCCUACUUCCUGUGCACGUACAUCAUCUGGUACUGUCGGUGGAUAUACCGCUUCACCAUCAAAGGGGAGGAGUAUGGGGAGGAGGAGAAACUCUACCUUAUUUGCAAGAACAUGAAGAUGUCCCAGGCUCAAUUUGACAGCCACGAGGACCAUCAGGUGCAAACUUUCUUGGAACGACAACUUUGGAUCAAAGAAAACUAUGAGGUAUACAAGCAAGAGCAAGAGGAAGAGAUGAAAAUGAAGAUGGCGUCAGACCCUCGGUGGAAAAGAUACAGACGGUGGAUGAAAAAUGAUGGGCCUGGAAGGUUAACGUUCAUUGAUGACUGAAGACAAACAACAUUGCACUCCCACAAAUAUAGAAACAAUAUAUAUACAUAUAAAAUGAUGGGCCUGGAAGAUUAAUGUUUAUUGAUGACUGAAGACAAACAACAUUACACUCAUACGCAUAUAGAACCAAUAUGUAUAUACAUAUACAUAUAUCUGUUGAUUUAGAAUGAUUUUCAUAGCAUAAGUUAUAUUGGAGGGUUUGCGUGCACGUGGAGUGGUGGACUCAGGAAUGUGCGUAACAUGCAGCUUCCCUAAUAGCUCUCGUUGGUAGAGCACAUCUGCUGAUCCCACAUUGAAUAUUGCCAUGGCAAAAUAUGGUAUACUUCAAUCUGAUUUCUUUAUUUAGAAUGUUUAGAACAAGUUCCCGAACUCUGUUCUGGGUGACUGAAUCUCAGGUAAUCCCUACAAUUCACUAGGGUCACUGUGAAAACUCGGGUCGCUGUCACACCUCAAUUGUAAUCCCUCAGUGGAACUUUUCUGCAUGCAUUUUGAUCCAACCCGGAUUUAUGCUAAAUAGUUAACAUUAUCUUGCAUGUUGGGGCUUAUUUUAGUACUUUUUUUUUGCCUGAGGUACAGUAUGUUGUUGCCCAGCUAGAAAAGUAGACUGUAAAAAAGCAUAAACAUGAUUUGCAUCAUUUAAGUAUAUAUCAUUUCCAUAACUUCCUCACCUCCUCCAGAACAGCGUGCCGUUUAUUAAAGUACAUUGUUCUUGGCCCUUACGAUAGUGUAGUUGUUUCUGAACUAUUUGCUACCAGUUUCUAUUUCUAAACCCCAUACACUUAUGACUGUUAUUUUAUUUGAAAGCCAACCAAGAAUCAUAGCUUUUUUGUAUUGGUUAAAUUAUAUUUUCAGGUAAUGACUGCCCUUAACCACUGGUCGCUUAUAUUAACUUGAUUAAGCCUUAUAACAGGGGCGACGCAUUUUGUCUCGCAGGAAACAAAUACGGUAUAUUUGUAAAUAUUUUACAAACACCGCCAAAGCCUUAAAAUGCGAACCCUUUACUUCAAAGAAUCUGAACUGCUCUGCUUGCCCUUAUUCUACGCGGUUUGUAGCUGCCAACAAUAAACAUCCAAUCUGAAAAAAGUGUCUGUAAAGUAACAUUUCAGGGUCAACUGGGGUUGGCGUAGAAAUAUGAGUUAUACUGUAUCUGAUAAGACUUAUUCUCAACCUUGAAUGAACUUACAGGAAACAGUUUUGUUACAUCUUGUUGCUGUGUCUUGGUUUUUACAUCAUUUUUACGAGUAGUAGGCUAAUUCAGUUAUAUGUAGAGAGCUACUAGAAGGAUGAAAAACAUUUAAACACUUACAGCGGUAUUAUGCAACAUUAUGUAGCAAUAUUUCUUAAAAAGACCAUAGAAUCAUCACUUUUGAGACGUUUUGUGAAACCUCAGUAAUUAGUGUGAUCUUGGAUACUGAAAUGCCUGCCUUCCAUGUGCCAGCCCUCAGCCCUCAGUCAGAUACCAUCAGGUCUGCUGACUGGUUUCACUGUGACUGAAACAACAGGGAGAUGCAGCUUUUAUAUAUUACAGAACAUGCCUGGGCAUGUCUAUUUACACAGGUGAGGAUGCUACAUGUUGCAUUUAUUAUUCUUUGAAACAGUGUGGUUUAUUUCUUUUAACCUGAUUUAGCCUUUUUUAUUUUCUUCGAAAAAGUUUUCUCCUUGCAAAUUUUCUGUGCUUUAUACACAAACUGCUAAAUGCUUAAAUGCUUAAAUGAACCUGCUUUCUUUUCAAAACUAUUGUUUUAAUUUACCCUCAAAAAUUUAAGUUGAUUAGAUGUCCACAUGCCAAAGUGAACUAACCAAACCCAUUGUUCCCCACACCAACACAUACACAUGUACCUCGGUGACAUAUAAAAAAAAAAGUCUUUGAAGAGAAAUUAAAUGAAGAGUUUAUUCUACAACUCAUUAGAUUGUCGAUUCUACUUUGGCGUACUGGUAUACAGAACUACCCUUACAUGUUUCUGGAGUCAUAAAUCAGUAGAAAGAAAGAACAGCUUGUGUUGUGCAAGAGCACCGCCUAGGGGCUUCUCAGUGGCACAGCAACCUAAAACUGCCCUUGUUUCAACAAUCCGUUUGAUAUGGUUUUCAAGCCUUGCUCUAUGAUGGGUGUCCAAUCCUGGUCCUGGAGGGCCGGUGUCCCUCCUGGUUUUUGUUCCAACUGUGUCCUAAAUUACUUAAUUGGACCAAUUA